CUCUCCCUUCUCCAGUCUCAGGCAUGGCGUGAGUCGAUUCAGCGUUCACCAGUUCGGUCUGAUCACUCGCUGAAGGUUCCUUUUUUCUUUCUGUUUAUCUUGCAUCAUGGCGUGUUCGGUUGUACACCUGCGUAGUCAAUGUUGAGCCUGCUACCGGUUAAGCUCAUCUUGGAUACGUACUACCUUUGGGAUGAACAUUCGCGAUGACCACAUCGAAAGGUGUUGUCGCAAAGCCUAGUCAGAAGCCCGACUCCUUCGGCUCUAUCAACGAGAGAACGGUGGACGAUAUUUCCCUGGAUUUCUUCUACAAACCUCACACAAUUACGCUGCUAACCGUGUCUAUCGUUGUGCUGUUGUACUUCGCCUUCACACGAGAUGAUGCAAAUCUCGAACAGAAUAUGUGGAGCGGCAUCUGCUGCGUUGCAUUUUUCUUUCUCAUCAUCAGCGUCCUCGCCUUCCCAAAUGGUCCCUUCACUCGACCACACCCAGCUGUGUGGAGGAUAGUCUUUGGCCUAAGUGUGCUCUACCUUAUGGGUCUCCUAUUUCUGCUUUUCCAAAACUACACCACAAUCAAGAAUGUCAUGUACUGGUUCUACCCAAAGCUACAAAACUUCUCCAUAGACUUGGAAAAGGAGUAUGGUGUCAACUGCUCCGACAUUACCCUGGAGAAGUUGUGGGCCCACAUGGAUGUGUUUGCCUUUGGACACUUCUUUGGAUGGGCUAUGAAGGCUAUGCUGGUUAGGCAUUACGGCAUUUGCUGGACGAUAAGUGUCACUUGGGAGAUCACUGAGAUGGCUUUUGCACACCUGCUCCCCAACUUCAAGGAGUGCUGGUGGGAUGCCAUUGUGCUGGAUGUGCUUUUGUGCAACGGCUUGGGCAUCUGGUUUGGCAUGCGCAUCUGUGAAAAGCUUGAGAUGCGCAGCUACAAGUGGGAAAGCAUUAAGGACAUCCAAACGACAACAGGAAAGAUUCGAAGAGCACUGUUGCAGUUUACUCCUGCAAGCUGGACACACGUGCGCUGGAUGGACCCUGCCUGCACCUAUAUGCGGUUCUUGGCCGUCACAGAGCUAGUCAUUUUCUGGCAGGUAACAGAGUUGAACACAUUCUUCUUAAAGCACAUUUUUGAGGUGCCCCCAGACCACCCACUCAGUGUUGCAAGGUUAAUGCUCAUCGGCAUCAUUGUGGCUCCGACACUGAGGCAGUACUACAGCUAUGUGACGGACACAAGGUGCCGACGAGUGGGAACACAAUGCUGGGUAUUUGGUGCAAUCAUGCUAACGGAGGCCAUAAUCUGCAUAAAGUUUGGACUGGAGCUUUUUGCUCAAACACAGAUAGUGAACAUACUCCUCUGGGUGUUUCUUCAGUUUGUUAUGAGUGUCGCUUGUGUGUACGGAUGUGUUCUUUAUGCAAACUAUCGAGGAAAGUACCAUGACGGUGAAGAGGUUGCGGCAAUGGACACUUUCACACAGCCGUGCGACAGCAGUUCCACUGAUGCAGCCACGCCCGAUGCCGGCGAUGGCGUGUUGAAACCAGCAUUGCCCAAUGACCACACCGUGCAACGGCGCAAGGCAAAAGCAGGUGAAUGGAUCCCUGUGAAACCAGUGGCCUCUGAAUGGCCAGCCUGACGUUGCCUUUUAUGGCUUCUGUCGUUUCAUAACCAAAGAGAAUGUGCAUACAACGCACGUUGCCGAGACAGCUGAUCAGCUACAUUUGUUUGAACUGCUCAACUCAACCUCGGACACUUGCUUGAGAACUGUGACAGUUAUAGGCUUUACUUCUUUUCUGUUGAGACAGGCGUGCUUACACUGAGAGUGGGAGGUGACUGUAUGCGAGUAUGCAGUUAAGGGCUGCAAGGACUGCGGUGGACUGGUGUGUGAGUGCUAGACGUGGCUAUGCCCACUUCAGACAAAAGAGAAAAGGAGCCUAAGCCUUUUGUGAGAGGGCUGAAGGGCCAGAAAGCAUGAAAAUGUUCUUAUCACACUUUAGCUAAGCAAAACAUGUUGUAUGGCAGCCCUGUAAUAUAGCGUGAUGGGUCAAGCUAUAAAAGUUUUGCCGAUGUAGUAUAGUCUGUCCUUUUUUGUUAUUGUUGCAGCUUUGCUUUUGUUACACUUAGGAGAGUGAACAACUAACUUGGCUCUCCAUGUACAGCUUGAACUGCUUUGCAUUCGUCAGUCGCCACAAAGUGGUUGAGAUCGGCAGUGUAGAAAAUCUGUGUUCUUGUGUGUUGUAUUGUUGUGCGAUGGGAUUAGUGUAAUUGUCAAAAUGUGUUUUCUGCUUGUGAUGUAGUAGAGCGCAUAUCACAUUCUGUCUGGGGGGGGGGGGGGGGGGUGCCUUGAAGAAGAAAGGAAACAUCCAGAAAUGGUAACAUUCCAUUGAGGAUAUCAGUUGCAUAUGGGGUGGAAAGAAGAGGGUAGCCAUGGGAGCCACAUAAACAAACUUCUUCAGCAGUUGAGACCAGCUUAUGUUUGGAUGUGAUGAAUUUUCUGGUGUAAACUGCUCACUUAGAUGAACCAUUCACUGAAUACAUCAACACCUUGCAUGUGCUAUGAUGGGGUAGUCUUCGUUAAGCCCCCUGGGGCUUCGACUUUCUUGCUAAAGAAAGCUGUCCUUGAUUGACUGCAGUUAACUUGAAUGGGAUUUUAGCUGUCUGCUUUCAUUCAUGAAAUGUUACACUAUAGUAAAAGAUUGUCGAUUAGCUUAGAUGCACUAAUUGGAUUGCACACACCCAACAAAAAUAAUACUAGAAUAUCCAGCUAGUGCUUUGCUGCUUUGAAGUCAAACCUGGUUUCUGCAUCAUGAAAACCUAACAACAAAUCUUCAUUUCUAGAAAAAGUGAUUUCAGAAAACGUACAAAAAAAAAGCUUGGUUGAAACAACUGGCACUGGGGUAGGACUCCAUGUUCAUUGAAGCACUAUGAUGAUGUUGCUCAGGAAAUGGUUCACUAUACGUCUUGCCGAAAGGAUGGCAAAUCUGUGAUUUUGGGACAUUUUAUAGCACGAGCAUGCCCAAGUCCCCAAGGGCCUGUGCCAAAGCUUAGGUAUUUCUUUUAAUUACAUGUUACCUGAAAUAUAGAGCUUAACAAGUAGGCAUACAUUUGGGACGGCUGUGAUUAGUAAGCAUCAGCAAUAGUAAUCAAGUAAUUUAACUAUUUUCUUUCUGAAAUGUAAGAUUUCAAGCCGAUAUUUGCAGCUUCCUCAUGCUGCUAUGUAAGAAACGGUAAUAAAAUGUGUGCUUCACUGUAAGUAAAUGCUGAACGCUAAGUUGAACCACAUGCUAAAGCUUAUUUAAAAGUGUGUUGGCAAAGUAGGGCAUACAAAUAAUGAUUUAAGCGUACCAUGUAAAAAAACAAGUCGGAAGAUAGGUUGGUGUGUCGUCAUGCUGCUUUUGAUAUUGUCUCAUGAAUAUCGUUUCAAGACCGCUGUGAGUAAUGAUUUACACACAAUUUUGCAUGAUGUGGCUCGUACCAUGACUGCUGUUGCUUCGUAACUGUCUGUCUUUGGAGUGCAGAUGCAUUUGUAGAUAAAGAAAAUGAAAAAAAAGUGCCAUUCUUGAAUCAUUAGAUGUAUUGAUUAUGAUGGGAACAUGAAACGUGUUCUAAAAGGGAAGUUCCAGUGCCCGAAAUGGCUUGUAGGCCUCCUUUACUAAAUUAAGCAUGAUUACCACUGGUCCCCGAUGUCCACAGGAGCUUUAACAUCCAACCUGAGAAGAAUUAAGAAAUGUGUUUGAGUUCCUGCCUUGUUUUUUAUAUGGCUGUUCCACCACUAUGGUCGGUGACUAGCUGAUCAUAAAGUAGUUUGGCAGCAGCAGUCCCAUUUGAACUUCGACAAUUUUUCGUACACACAUUUCAGCCUACAUCGAAGAAAAGUGAGAAAUAACAAUUCAUCGUCGCUUGGCCUGUGCUUCCUUUCUCUUUAUGCCUCUGAUGUAAAACCUCUGCCUUUGAGCGCAGACAUGUGAGCAGACACCAUUUGUUCAUUUAGAUUUUUGCGCAGCUCGUUUGGUGAAUAUUUUGCCUCCCAUGCUACAUCAUGUCUGGGGUGGUAUGUCAAUGUUAAAAUUCAUUACCCUUAUGUACCAGUGACUAAAUGCAUUGUCAGAUGGGGUAAACUUUAUUUGCCCAAAUAUGAAGCACUGCGGGUACUCUCGACUCCCGAUGUAGUACCAACGGCCUUCUAGAAUGCCUUUGUCAUGUUUACAUCGUUACCACUUGAUGUCUCAACAGAGCUGCUACUGGCCAUGAUAACAUCUUGCUGGUGGACUCGUGUGCACACUGUCACUUGCGACAUACUCGUCAUCAAACCUUUACUUUCUCAAGUUCUGCUGGAUUAUUUAUGUCUGGUCAGUGGUAGUAGUGUCUUUCAUAUUUUAGAAAGCUGAACAGCAGUGCUGCUCUCUGGAAGUUAUGUGGAGUUCUCAAGGAAUCUGACAGCUGUUCAUGCUUUCAUCACUAGUUGUUUUGUUCUUUUUUUUUCCUUGUUUUUUUUCUCAUUGAUAUGUUCAAGAUUGAAAAUGAUGCAGAUGCUUUCUUUUUAAAGAACAAAUAAAAGUUAUUUAUCUGA
Rhipicephalus microplus (southern cattle tick) is the source of this 4559-nucleotide messenger RNA. RefSeq names its product phosphatidylserine synthase 1 homolog l(3)77CDf (gene Pss). NCBI's taxonomy places the organism in Eukaryota, Metazoa, Arthropoda, Arachnida, Ixodida, Ixodidae. Gene Ontology annotation, biological process: phosphatidylserine biosynthetic process. Gene Ontology annotation, molecular function: L-serine-phosphatidylethanolamine phosphatidyltransferase activity. The record is from RefSeq and is a predicted model, not a curated record.